Messenger RNA from Hyaena hyaena (striped hyena), 1151 nucleotides. RefSeq names its product transcription elongation factor A like 8 (gene TCEAL8). The record is from RefSeq and is a predicted model, not a curated record. Lineage: Eukaryota; Metazoa; Chordata; Mammalia; Carnivora; Hyaenidae. The transcript has 3 exons. Bases 219 to 572 code for a protein of 117 amino acids.
GUGACCAGGAGUCGACGUGUGCAGAAGUCCUUAUAGUCCAGGGCCUGUUUCCCUGUAGCAGCUCCGUAUUGCUGGAGAAGGAGAAAAGCGCCCCGGAUCCUUUCAGGAGUCUUGGUCUUUUGGGCGCGACUCAAAUCGAGUGAGGGAAGAGGCAGGAAAAUCCCCUGGAUCCCUGCAGGAUUGACUUAUUCAAAAGAAGUAACAGAAAAAUACUCAACAUGCAAAAGUCUUGUGAAGAAAAUGAAGGAAAACCACAGAACAUGCCAAAGGCUGAGGCAGAUCGCCCUUCGGAAGCUGUACCACAGGAGGCAGAAGGAAAUCCUCAACCUUCCGAAGAAGGUGUAAACCAGGAAGCAGAAGGAAGUCUUAGAGGAGGGCUGACCCAACCUGGCCAGGGGUUUAAAGAGGACACUCCUGUGAGGCAUUUGGACCCUGAAGAAAUGAUAAGAGGAGUAGAUGAGUUGGAAAGGCUUAGGGAAGAGAUAAGAAGAGUAAGAAAUAAGUUUGUGAUGAUGCAUUGGAAGCAAAGACAUUCACGCAGCCGUCCUUAUCCUGUGUGCUUUAGGCCUUGAAUUCUUUUUUUGUCUGAUAUUAAAAUCUGGCCCUUUCUUUCUUUCUGUAAGCGUUUUCUGAUGUAUCUUUGACCUUCAUUUUACUUUAAUCAUCUGGUGGAAUUUUGUUUUAGGUAGUUCCCUUGUCACCAGUAUCUCACUGGAUUUUGUAUUUUGACCCAUUCUCCAGGUCUGUUUUUCAGUUGGAAGGUUUCACACAUAUGCAUGAAAAUAUAUUCAUUCUAUAUUGUAAAGUAAGACAUAACUGGUUACAAAGCAGUAUAUUUAGUAUCAGCUCACAUAUGUAGAAUUAAAUCCCGAAUUGUGUGCGUGCGUGUGUAUACAUAUAUCAAAAACUUAACUGCUUAUUUCUGUGUGGCGUGACCUUUUUUCUUUUUGCUUUAAUGUAUUUUUUCAUGAACACAUGUCACACACACAAAAAGAAUUAAAGUUUUAUAAGUUAGAGUCAAAUAAUUUGCAACCAGCUUAUAAGGGCAAUGGGGGCACCUAAACUCGAUGGAAGAACUGUAAGAAAUAUGUAAACCUCAAAUUACGUCUGGAUCUCUUAGCCAGAGGAAUAAAACUGGCAAUUAAUACAGA